CACACGCGCGCCCACCGUUGCCGUGCCGACACUGUUACCUACGUCUUGUGCCGAGCGGGCGGGCAGAGAGUGUGCAGCGUGUGCACUUGAACUCUCGAAGUUAUCACACACACACACACACACGUAUAUAUCUAUAUGCGCACGUACACGCACACACAUACACGCUGUUCCGCGCAGGGUGCUUGUGGUUUAGGCGGUGCAAAGGUGCGAUGCGAUGACACUGUGAUUGUACUAUAGCAAGCACGUCUGGUCACCGACGUCUCAGCUUCUCACACGCCUGGAUAAUAUCUGCGUCUGCGUGCGUGCGUGACUGCGAAGGAUACCUCGCCGUGUUAAUUAACGCAGAGAAGAGGAAGCCGCGAGCGACCCCCGGGGAGGAACCCGCGGCGGAGAGAUAGCGGGGCGUGAUUCGAGGAGGUGCUCGUGAGCCGUGAGCGCGAGGCAGGCGUGAGCGUGAACCGUGAGCCGUGUGAUAUAUACACUGCAGUGGGUCGUGCGAGAGCUGUCUCCCUCGUGAGGGAGAGUGAGAAAGCGGAAGAGAGAGAGAGAGAGAGAGAGAGACAGAGAGAGAUGUCACUGCUGGGAAUAACGCUACUGUGGUGCUAAUAACAGGCGCAUAACGGUCUUCAAUAAGGAAAGUGCGAGACAUCAUGGAUUACUGGAUACAGACUGAGACUGCCGCCUCGAAGCGGUUCGAGAUGCGAAGGGAGGAACAUAAAGACGAGCGAGAUGAAAUACAGAAGAAGACCUUCACCACUGGGGUCAACAUGCACCUCAAAAAGUGUGACUGCCGGGUGGACGAUCUGUAUGAAGACCUUAGGAAUGGACACAGUCUCAUCAUGCUCAUCCAGGUGCUGUCAGGAGACCAGCUGGUGAGUACCACACACAUGCGGCAGACUGAGACUGAUGCUGAGAUUGAGACAGAGUCAGAGGUGUAGACUGAGGCUUAGACUGAAGCCUAGCCUGAGACUGAUACCAAGAGCUAGACGAUAACCGAAGCCAAGGCCUAUGUCAGAACCAUAGAAAUAACGUGCUAGUGAGAUGUAUACUAGAUAGGCGUGUUUCUAUAUCUAUAUAUUUCUAUGGCCUGAACGAACCCAGACUAAUGCUUCUGGAGAAUAAACUCAGACCUGGGGUGAGUCUGAGAGAAGUUCAAGCUGAGACCUAAAUUGAGACUUGCACUGAGACUGAGACUGAGACUAACAUAGACUGAGAUUGAUUCUGAGACUGACAUAAACUAGGACUGAGCCCUUAUACUUGAUAUAGACUGAGACAGAGGCCCGGAUAGUUGAUGUUUGUGUAGCCAAGCUAUAGACGACGCACUAGAAUCAUGAUUUAUUGUAAUCCAAAAGCAGAUGGCCGAUCCAAA
Priapulus caudatus is the source of this 1369-nucleotide messenger RNA. RefSeq names its product plectin-like. Gene Ontology annotation, molecular function: actin filament binding. NCBI's taxonomy places the organism in Eukaryota, Metazoa, Priapulida, Priapulimorpha, Priapulimorphida, Priapulidae. The coding region runs from base 651 to 938 and encodes 95 amino acids. Gene Ontology annotation, cellular component: cytoplasm; meiotic nuclear membrane microtubule tethering complex; nuclear outer membrane. The transcript is spliced from 3 exons. The record is from RefSeq and is a predicted model, not a curated record. Gene Ontology annotation, biological process: nuclear migration.